Messenger RNA from Bipolaris maydis ATCC 48331, 1322 nucleotides. Lineage: Eukaryota; Fungi; Ascomycota; Dothideomycetes; Pleosporales; Pleosporaceae. The record is from RefSeq and is a predicted model, not a curated record.
GAGUAGCAACAGGGAACAGAAGCUACCCCGCCCUUUACCCCACUAUACGUCACUUUGCCUAUGCCUCGGACUGAGACGCCUAAAGUAUCGUCCUCUGCCUAGUUCCGUUAUUCAAAUUCCGAACCCGAAUCACCUGGGUCUUCGAACAGUACUACUUAGACUAGAUAUUACAGAAGCCAAGAGCAACUUUCAGGAUCUCCAAUGGCACCACCGCCUCGCCCUCCGUUUACCGAGCUUCCGCUUGACAAGAGCGGUCCUCCAGGAAAUGCAUGGGGCCUCUACGGUGCCAAUGAUGAACUUGGUGCCCUCAAUAUGAUCACUCCCUCUGUUGUCAAAGCCGCUGCACAAGAAAUCCAAACCGGCGACCGUGUGUCUUUGGACUGGUAUCUUAAUCUGCCAUCCCACCCAUCCUUCAACCGGCCAUCAUUCUCUUGGACCAUGAAAAACAAGGAGCAUCCUGACGGGACAAAACGAACAGUAAAUGACGACCAUGUGGAUUUCAACACGCAGGGAAGCAGCCAGUGGGAUGGUUUUCGACAUUACGGAUACCAAAGCGCGAAGAAAUACUACGGCGGACGCUCACAGCAAGAUAUUGAAUCGUCGCAAGUCAUUGGUAUCGACCGUGUGGCCAAUUCAGGCGGCAUCACAACCAGAGGCAUCAUCCUAGACUAUCCGCGCUAUCUCGAGAAGAAAGGCAAAAAGCAAGUGAAUUCGCUGGAAGCGAACAGCAUCACUGCAGACGUGCUGGGAGACAUGUUGAAGGAUGUGGACGUGCAGCCAAGAGAGGGCGACCUGCUCUUGCUAAGAACAGGCUUUACCCGUGAUUACAACAAGCUCAGCGAAGCAGACAGAAAAACGAUCAAGGACAAGCCACCAACUUUCCUUGGUGUUCAGUCCGACAAGCAGAGCUUACAGUGGAUAUGGGAAAGUGGAUUCGCAGCUGUUGCGUCUGAUGCCCCUUCUUUCGAAAUGUCACCUCUAGUAGGCCCUCAUAACGCCCCCGGUGGCAUAUGGGCAAACGAGUCUUGGGAGGAAGAGAUGCAAGGUGGUGGGUUGUUGCAUCAAUGGCUACUUGGUGGUUGGGGGGUUAUGAUUGGCGAAAUGUGGGACUUGGAGGCACUGUGUAACAAGAGCGCAGAAUUGGGAAGGAAUACAUGCUUUGUGAGCAGUGUGCCACUCAAGGUACCAGGAGGUGUAGCAAGUCCACCAAACGCCGUCGCUAUCUUCUAAAUCAAGAUGUAUAUUGGAAGCAUACACUUGCGGGCCUCCAUAAACUUUGCCAAGUUCAAGAUAGGAUGGGAAAUGGUCUAAUAAACAGCUAU